AUGGAUGUUGGUGCAAAUAUUGCUGAAACAUUUUGUUGUGGGGCGGGUGACUGCAAAUCUUUUGCUCUAGGAAAUACUGCUCUGACACGACGUGACUUGGACUCUGUCGACGCUGCGGAGGAGCCUAAGACUAAGAGGGCCGCUAAAUCUUCCGUUCUAUCGGAAAGAGAGGCCUUCUCCCCCGCCGCCCGAGCCGCGGCCGCUGUCCACGCUCGCGACGAGAAGAAAUGCUCCACCACUGUAAAGGACGGCCCCUAUCCCGUCGCUGGCUACCAAAUCCUCGUCGCCAACACUCAAACCGGCACGACGGGCGCCUGCUCCUUCCUCGUCAACCACGGCGUCUCCGUCUCCACCAGUUUGACCUCCACAAAGGACCAGACCAUUACCAACAGCGUCGGCACCAGCGUGGCCGCGACGUCAGGAUCCGAGCUGUUCGGGUUCGAGAUCACGGUCACGGGCAGCUACGAUUUCGCCAUCGCAAUUGGGGAGUCCACUAGUACUGGGGUGGAGAACGGGACCACGGUAUCUGUUACGAAUAAUCUAGGACAGGCACUAGGGACGAUGGCGUUUGUGACGUUCACGCCGACGUGUAACUGCUAUACUGCGGACGUGGAUUGUGGGGAAUGGUGUUGCGGAGGAUCUUGA
Molecule: messenger RNA, 645 nt
Organism: Mytilinidion resinicola
Lineage: Eukaryota; Fungi; Ascomycota; Dothideomycetes; Mytilinidiales; Mytilinidiaceae
Exons: 3
Coding region: 1-645 (214 amino acids)
Source: RefSeq, a predicted model, not a curated record